Molecule: messenger RNA, 6430 nt
Organism: Harpegnathos saltator (Jerdon's jumping ant)
Lineage: Eukaryota; Metazoa; Arthropoda; Insecta; Hymenoptera; Formicidae
Gene: CASK
Product: peripheral plasma membrane protein CASK
Exons: 22
Coding region: 986-3853 (955 amino acids)
Biological process (GO): protein phosphorylation
Molecular function (GO): protein kinase activity; protein binding; ATP binding
Source: RefSeq, a predicted model, not a curated record
GGGGGCGUCGGCGGAGAACGGCUGGUGGUCGGCGCAGCCGCUCGCCGCGUUUUAUGCAACCAGUCUUGCUUCGGAGCGAGCGAAUCCACUGCCCCGGCCUUUGACAGACGGGAUAGCGUGUGCAGUGUCACAUCGGUAUUGUCCACCGUCGUCCGUCCGUCGGUCGUCUCUCGGCUCGACUCUCGUUGUCGUACGACCGGUAACGUGCGUGGUCACGCGCCCCGGCGAAGAGACACCACACCGGUGAUCCUACUAUUCGGUUUCUUGCCGCGCUCAACGCUAGGACACAGAGGCCUAUCUACAGAGUCUGGCAUAAUACUACAACGACGCUUUGUUUUCUGCGUGCGUCCUCGUAUUGCCGGCAAGACGAGCAAGGAUAAGCGAGCGAGCGAACGCGCCUUGAACGGCGACGAGGCGGUGUCGACGAGGCGGCGUUCCCCCGAUACAGUAUCACUUCGCGCAGAGCUGCGCCGCGUACGAUUCACGAUCGCACCCCACUGCAACCGUACGGUGUGGGCUCGUGUCCGUCGACGGAGUGGCAGUGUGACGGCGGUCGGGCGGUCGGUGGUGUGCUGACACACCGAGUGCAUUAUUCACGAUUGUGUGUGCGUGUUUAUAUGCGUGACGUGUGCGUAAAAGCGAAGCGGAGUCCAGCGGUGGAACACGCGCGCGAGCAAGAGGGAGAGAGAUACAGGUAGAAGGAGAGAGGGACGGGUGCGACGGCGAGGCGGCCGUGAAUCCUCAAUACGUGGCUACGCUCACGCCGCGCGUAUUCCGCGCGACACGAAUACAACGACGACAACGACGACCACGACGACGACAACGACGUCGUUGACUUGGGGACUACGACUGGAGCGAGAGAGAAAGGCGCGUACCCGCACGCGCUACGAAUUAUCACGCGUUCGCUUCACCGCGACGCUUCUCCUAGCGCGUGCAGGUUCCUAGCUCCUAGGUCGACUCCUUCGACCUCUUCCUCGUCGUCACUAUGGCGGACGACGAGGUUCUCUUCGACGAUGUUUACGAGCUCUGCGAGAUUAUCGGCAAGGGUCCAUUCAGCGUCGUUCGGAAAUGCAUUCACCGUCAUACCGGGCAGAUUUUCGCCGUAAAAAUCGUCGAUGUGGCAAAGUUCACUUCUAGUCCUGGUCUCAGCACCGCGGAUUUAAAACGGGAAGCUACCAUAUGCCAUAUGUUGAAACAUCCUCAUAUCGUGGAGUUACUGGAGACCUACAGUUCCGAGGGCAUGUUAUACAUGGUGUUCGAAUAUAUGGAUGGCUCUGAUUUAUGCUUCGAGGUUGUGAGACGAGCGACUGCUGGAUUCGUAUACAGCGAAGCGGUUGCUAGUCACUACAUGCGACAGAUCCUCGAAGCGUUGCGUUACUGCCACGAGAACGACAUUAUUCAUCGUGACCUGAAACCGCAGUGCGCCCUUCUAGCUGGCAAGGAAAAUUCCGCCCCGGUGAAGCUGCGCGGCUUCGGCGUCGCCGUGCAACUCCCGACGUCGCAGUCUAAUGGCGUUGGGCUGAUCUCCCCGAGCUGCAAUUUCCCUUUUGAGGACCUGACCGACGCCGAGGAUUCGCUCGUGAGCGACACGGAGGACAAUAUCGGUCGUGUCGGAUGUCCGCACUUCAUGGCACCGGAAGUGAUUCAACGACGACAAUAUGGGAAACCUGGUGACGUCUGGUCAGCCGGAGUGCUGCUACAUGUUCUGCUAACCGGUACACUUCCAUUCGUCGGUUCUCGGGACAGACUACGAGAAGCAAUCUGCCGAGGGCGGGUGCAGAUGGAGACGCCACUCUGGGAUUCCAUUAGCGAGCCGGCGAAAGACCUCAUACAGAGAAUGCUCACGACCGACGUAAAUCAUAGGAUCACCAUCCAGGAGGUUCUCAACCACAAGUGGCUUAGAGAUCGCGAUAAGGGUGCAGCCCGUAUACACUUAGGCGAGACCAUAGAAGAGCUUAAGAAAUUCAAUGCAAGGCGAAAAUUGAAGGAUGCCGUGAAAGCAGCCGUCUCCUCGUCGAAAUGGCACGCCCCAUAUUCAGAGGCUAAUGGCGACAAUUUCUCCGACGUCGGGGACGACGAGGUGACAACUACAGGCGCUGUAGCCGAAAUUGUGGACUCUCUGGAUGACAUAGAGGUGCUUCAAGAAAGUGGUAGACUAAUGCGCACAGAAAUUAUCAAUGCUGUUGACGACCAUCGACUUCGAGCUAUUUUAGAGCUUUAUGACAGGAUCUCAGGUCGCAUGCCCACACCAUGCCGAGCACCGCAAACGGACGCAGUUCAACGUGCUCGCGAUGUCGAAGAGAUCCUGCGGGAAGCAGAGCACUCAACGGUGCGAAAUAUUGAUAGAGCUGAUCUCCGAGAACUUCAGGAAUUAUUGGUCCAGCCGCACAUGAGGGCACUUUUACAAGCACACGACGUCGCCGGCCACGAGGUUUACGGCGAAGAAGCCACCAGAGUAACACCACCGCCGUUGCUGCCAUAUCUAAACGGCAGCGAUGAUCUCGAAGGGCAAAACGGCGAUUUAGACCUCGAGAACGUUACUCGCGUGAGACUAGUGCAGUUCCAGAAGAACACGGACGAGCCGAUGGGAAUCACGCUGAAAAUGAACGAGGAUGGAAAAUGCGUCGUUGCGCGGAUUAUGCACGGUGGGAUGAUCCAUAGACAAGCCACUCUGCAUGUUGGCGACGAGAUUAGAGAGAUUAACGGUAUACCGGUCGCGAAUCAAUCCGUUAAUGCUUUGCAAAAGAUCCUGCGGGAGGCACGAGGAUCGGUGACCUUCAAGAUCGUGCCAUCGUACAGGAGCGCGCCGCCCCCCUGCGAGGUACAAUUGUUCAGGAUUAGGCCUCUGCCAGUGUUAAUUUUUGUUCGGGCACAAUUCGACUACGACCCGCUGGAGGACGAAUUGAUACCGUGCGCUCAGGCCGGCAUCGCGUUUAAAACCGGCGACAUUCUGCAGAUCAUCAGCAAGGAUGACCAUCACUGGUGGCAGGCGCGGAAGGAUAACGCGGCUGGCUCCGCGGGUCUUAUCCCUUCGCCCGAAUUACAAGAGUGGCGCAUCGCCUCCAUGUCUAUGGAGAAGAACAAACAGGAACAAGACGCUGAAGGAGAAGGUGGAUGUUCUUCUCACACCGAAGGCUGCGACGGCUCGACAGUAAAUUGCUCAAUAUUCGGCCGGAAAAAGAAACAAUACAAGGAUAAAUAUCUCGCUAAGCACAAUGCUGUUUUCGACCAGCUGGACCUGGUGACCUACGAAGAGGUCGUGAAGCUUCCUUAUCCUGCCUUUCAGAGGAAGACAUUAGUAUUAUUGGGAGCACAUGGUGUCGGUCGACGACACAUAAAGAACACAAUUAUCUCCAAGCAUCCUGAUAAAUACGCCUAUCCCAUUCCGCAUACAACGAGGCUUCCACGAAGCGAUGAAGAGGAUGGUCGUAAUUACUAUUUCGUAUCGCACGAUGAAAUGAUGGCAGACAUAGCCGCUAAUGAAUACCUCGAAUACGGUACGCACGAAGAGGCUAUGUACGGAACUAAACUCGAAACUAUUCGCAAAAUUCACGAAGAAGGCAGAAUGGCCAUAUUGGACGUCGAACCGCAGGCACUCAAAGUUUUACGUACCGCUGAAUUUGCACCUUACGUCGUCUUCAUCGCCGCGCCAGUAUUUCAAAACGUUGCAGACCUCGACGGCAGUUUGGAACGACUGGCAAAGGAAUCGGACAUGUUGAAGCAGGCGUACGGGCACUACUUCGACCUGACCAUCGUGAACAACGACCUCGAUGAGACGAUCGCCCAGCUGGAGGGCGCGAUCGAGCGCGUGCACACGACACCCCAAUGGGUGCCCGUCUCUUGGGUCUACUGACAGCGGUCGUCGCCGAUUCGUCAGAUCGCCACCGCGGACUGCAACGGCUCGUCGCGGGUGAAGUAAUGCUCGUCAGGACGACCCGUGACGACCAUCGGACGAACAUCGAUCACCUCGCGAAGAUCCGACGGCGACAAGGCGCCGCGGCCGAUUGAUCAAAACGGACGCACGUGUGCGCGCACGUCGGACCAAGCAACAAACGUGCUCACCGCCGACCGGCUGAAGAUGGCUCGGCUGACGGUGAACGAACGACCGGAGUGCGUGACUAUAGGAUGGCCGUGUGUUCACGAAGUUCUUUCCAUCGCUACGUAGCUAAUUAUUUUUACCAGUCGGGAUACACGAGAGGAGACCAGUGAAGACAGUCGGAAUCGUGUCGUCGACGAUUGACAUCGCCGACCUCACCGACGUUGGACCUACCAAAAGGAAAGAUAACGAAGAAGACGAAGCGGAAUGCGCCAUUCGGCCACGACGAGAUUGAACGACAUCACGAUGCGUCCAAAAAUGAACGCUUUUCGCGGACCAUCAAUUUCCGCCGCAUCCCUUCUUCCUCCUCGUCAUCCUUCUCUUCUUCCUCGUCUUGUUUCUUCCUCCUUCGAAAUUUCAAAGCUAGUAAAGUAAAUCGGACAACAUCAGUAGGUAUGUAAGACCAUUUCUGAAUCAGAAGCUUCGCAGGGCGCGGAGCAUAGCUUUUUGCGGGGAGAGUAGGGGGAGAGAUACGUGGGGGUGGAGGGGGAGAGGGGAGAUUAUCAACUGUAUUCCCGGGAAAUAAUUAACUUCAGCAAGUUUUUUUUAAAUACACACGACGUCUUUUUACUGACUAUUGAAUUAUGUUCUUCCGUACAACGUUAAAUGCGCAGAAGGAAUCCCUUAAUUCUUUCCUUAAAAUUGGCGAACUAACACGAACCACUACGGGCAAAUAGGCGGUGGAGGCGAACGCGAGCCUAUACGGACCACCGCAAAGGUAUGAUGUCACGCAGGCAGACCCUAUCUAAUGGGACAAUCUAAUCGAUAAAAUGUCCUGUAUAAAAAAAAACCUUGCUGAAGAUAAUUAUCUUCCAGUGAUAUAAUUGAUAAUUCUCCUAUCCCUCUACCCUCCUUCUCCUAGUGAUGUAGAUCCCCCCCGUCACUAUUCCUCCGCGGAAAGCUCUGUUCCGCGUUGUAGGUAAUUCCUCACCUCGCUGUCCUUCGAAGCCAGAAACUGUCUUAAAAAUCUACUAACUCCGAUCAGCUGGGACUCCUCUUGAACGGGACUGCUACGAAUGCGUCUUUCUCUCAAUAUUCCACACAUACACAUACACACAUUCUGUCGUACUUCUUGACACAUCCCUGGCGCGGUUUCAGCGGGUCUACGCGAACUUCACGCGCGGCUCAUAACGAUCGCUUGCGAACGCGAACCAUGUGCAGCGACACGGUGACGCGGCGACAAGCGUCGUAGGAAAUCCUUAACGCGGGACACGGAAAUCAAGAGCCAAGAAACGAAAGAAAAGGAACAAAAGAAACGACGGCCGUUCACGCUUCUUUCACGCGGAUGUCAACGGAGCGGCUUGCGCCUUCGUAUCCCUCUCUUAUCUGCGGAAACUAUCAGUCGAAUUUUCCGUAAACUGUAAUUGCCUCCUAUCUCGUACUUUAUCGUAACUAUUUAAACGAAAAGAAGCUAGAUCGUGCGGCACGGCAGUGCCCUUAUAUAUAUACAUAUACAUAUAUAGUAUAUAUAAUAUAAAUAUAAAAUAAAAGACGAGUCUCUCAUCGCAAUAAUCGAAACCCGUCUGAUUGUUCAACCAAAAAGAAAAAAAAAAAAGACGAAAAAGAAGAAGAAGAGGAAGAAAAAGAAAAACAUGAACUGGUGUGCUGCCGGCCGUCCGUUAUUUAACUAUAACUUUAAGCAGUAGAGAAUUUCACCGGUUUCGUCUAGUACUUCUACUAAUAUCUAACGAGUGUUCAUCUCUUGCGUCGCGGGAAACCCCACCGCGGCAAAACUACGCAUAUGCGCGAGCGCUUCUUUCGUUGAGCUUCUUUUUUUGUAUUUUUUCCCAGUUGUAAUUUUAUUUCUCUUUUCCUCUCUUUCUCUCUCUCUCUCUCUCUCUCUCUCUCUCUCUCUCUCUCUCUCCCCUCUUUCUCACACACAAUUUCUAUUUCUUCCUCUUUCUCUCAAUUUCUAUUUCUAAUCACUGCAACACCGUGCUUCUCUCACUUUUCUACUUUCGACAAUCGAAACCGCUGUCGAAGCGGGACGGUUCGCUCGCUCGCUCGCUCGCUUGACCGUGCACUCGCCCGCCCCAUUGUCAUUCGUCGUUAUCGUCGCACGUGGAACACACUCGGUCACAGCUCGUACAUCCACCGACGCACCAACCCACCUAUCAACAAACUCGCUCACUUCUGUUACCAUUUACGCCCGAGAAGUCCGAAACCGAACUGUACAUGACUCGGCGAAUGCACGGACGGCGAAUAUCGAUCCGGCAGCGAGAAUUCUACGUUCACUCGGAAGCACCUGUACGCGAUUAUUAAGUUGGUUGCAGGAGACACGCACACGCACACAUACACACAUACACACGUGUACACACGUAUAAUACGGGCACA